This is a messenger RNA of Pomacea canaliculata, 4811 nucleotides long. RefSeq names its product AN1-type zinc finger protein 4-like. The record is from RefSeq and is a predicted model, not a curated record. The coding region runs from base 619 to 2061 and encodes 480 amino acids. The transcript has 7 exons. Gene Ontology annotation, molecular function: protein binding; zinc ion binding. NCBI's taxonomy places the organism in Eukaryota, Metazoa, Mollusca, Gastropoda, Architaenioglossa, Ampullariidae.
UCCCCUGAAUUCCACAGUACACCAUAUCGUUUCAUGUAGAGUGGAGGUGUAAACAUCCUUCUACAUACACCUCCAGCUGAAAUCAGAACUACGCACGUAACUUUUGGAAUUUUCGGAUAGCCUGACAGCUUAAAUUGUAGAUCAUGGCAGUAACCUGAAAUGUAAUGCUGUUAUUUUUUUGCAACCGAUUUUUGAGCGGAAAUUCAAGUGUUCAUUCCCUGGACAUUGUUAGAGGUUUAAGAAUAACUUUCGGCAAUGACACAGUGAUUAGAUGGAAAUGAAACAAGGCCUCGGCCUGAAUAGUCUUGUCAGGAUGGAACUGUACAUUGAAACUUUGACCGGGACGGCUUUUGAGCUCCGUGUUUCGCCGUUUGAGACUGUCAUGUCUGUCAAAGCAAAGAUUCAAAGACUGGAAGGAAUUCCCAUCUCCCAUCAGCAUCUGAUAUGGCAGUCCAUAGAACUGGAGGAUGAUUACUGCCUGCAUGAUUAUCAGAUCCACAAUGGUGCCACUCUUAAGCUGGUACUGGCCUUGAGGGGUGGGCCCAUCAAUACACGCAGAAAUAUUGAGUCAUGUAAAUACUUGGUUUAGUUCCAGUUGAGGAUACAGCUUUGAGGGAAAUGGCUGAGUACAUGGAAGCCAACAAGGAUGAAAUCCUGGACAAGUUGCCAGACAACCGUAAUGUGACUCUUCUUGUUUUUCGUGAAGGGGAUCAACUUAAUUUUUUUCGAGUAGUGGAUCGAGGUGAUGGAACAUUAACACCUCUGUCAGAAACACUAAGCACAUCAGUAUACAACCUCAAUGAGGAGGAGGAGGAAGAAGAGGUUCACACUAAAGAGAAAGUGGAAGAAAAUGACAAGAUGAAAGAAAAGUUGGACCAGCUCAGAAUCAACAUGGAGAAGAUGAGCCUCACCAGAAAGAAAAGACCAAAGCCACCUUCUUCAGGCCGCACCAGUCACUCAGGGACACAUCUUCGGCUGCGCCAUCUCUCAAGUGGUGGCCAUUCAUUCAGCAACACAUUCAACAAAAAUGCCUGCUUGCCACCUGUUGGGCAAACAUUUCCCUCUGCAAGCACCACCACUUUGACCACAUCCUCAGCAGUGGCAGCUUCAUCGGCUGCUGCAGCAUUUAGCACCUAUUCAGCAGCUGCUGAAAAACUUGCUGAGGCUGCAGCUGCAGCAGCUGGUGGUGAGGGCAGAGAUAAGUCGUCUUCAGCGCCUAGCCUUCUGUUAACAACGGUCAAUGCAAGGCACCCCAGUCCUUCCACAGAGGAUGCUACUGGAGAGGCAGGAGACUUGUCACAAACUUCUGAGUUGCCGAGACCCAAGUCAGAUUUAUUAGAAUGCAAAACUGGCUCUCCAGUUGCUUUCUCCAGAAAAGAUUUGCAUACAUUAGCUUCUACCUCAGAAAGCUUGCUAACCCAUAAGAACUCCAUGGGAGAUGGAGGGUUGCUGGAAACGCUUGGGGAAGUUCUCAAGAGAUCGCCCUUGACAGCUCGGAAGGAUAUGACUGUUAGUGGUCUACGGGCAGAUGGUUUUUCAAGGCCCACAACUUCCAGUCGUUUCCCUGGGGUGGAUCGGCGUAAGGAGAUUGCUCUUGAGAACCUUACCACAGGAGAAGCACGCACAAUGUCUGGGAUACUCCGUCAAGCAUCUAUUGAAAAGCUUGGCACCUCUCAUAUGGGCACUAUUGUUUCUAGUGCUAGCAAGUCCCGUCUCAGCAACUAUUGUAUCCAAGAGGCCCACAUCCCAACCCCUGAGGGUAGAAUAAUGUCUGGUACAACAAGAUUAAGAAUGUCAGCAAGUCGAGAAGGGCGGAUUAUGACCUCAUCGCAUCGACUGCCACCAGUCAAGGCCAAAAAGAAAGCAAGCAAACGUUGCUAUGUAUGUGCAAAAAAGACAGGAUUAGCUACAAGUUACCAAUGCAGAUGUGGCAACAACUUUUGUGCCUCACAUCGCUAUGCAGAAUCUCACGACUGUACUUUUGACUACAAGUCUGAGGGUCGCAAGCUGCUAGAACAAAACAAUCCUGUUGUCACUGCCCCAAAGUUGCCGAAAAUAUAAACAAGUUUCAGCCUUGGGCAUUUUCAAAGAAGAACAUAAACUUCAAGGGGCCUAGGUUCUUUCUUGUUCAUUUUUGUUAUUUGUGUGAAAGCAUACAUGUAGUUAGAAUCUGUAUUAUCCUUUAUGAAGUGUUCCUCCCCAGGAUUUUUUUUUAAUGGGACCAAAGUGAGAACAGCAUUUUUUUCCCUGAUCUUAAAAUUUUGACAAAUUUAAGAUUUAUUUUAGAGCAUCAUCUGUUUUCUCUUUAACCAAUUUUUUUACUAUAUUUGCAACAGCAGGAACAGAGUUCUUCUCAGUCUUUAAAUUGUGUGAAGGGAAAGGAUGAAGAUGGAGUGAAAUCAAUCCAUCGUUUCUCUAUGGAGUUUAUACUCUAGCUUGUUACAGAUCAACCUAUACUGUGAUGACCAUUGUGUCCUAUAAGGUAUGAAUGAUGAUGUUGACAAAAUGGCAUGCAGCAUGUGUAUAUGAAAGAGAAAUGUUUAGGACAAUAGUAUAGAACAAUUUUUUAUACUGAAGAUAUUAAAUUUUUGUAAUAACAUUUUUGAAAGGAAUUUUAGUCGUGUAAUAUUGCAUUUGUCCACUAUCAGAAGUUGUAUUUCCUUUGUACAGGAAACAAUUGAGCUAUUUUUAAAUGCUGCGUAUUUUAAUGCAUUUCUCUAAUUUUCCUUUUCUGUCCCACAUUUCUAUUCUUUCUCUCCUACUGCAUACUUAUAAUCCACCUCAAAGGUACUCUGCUGCUGCAAAUGAAACUCUUAAGGUCUUUCGAUGAAUUGUGAUAUGGCAAGAGUCUUAUCAUUGGAGAUUGAAAUAAACGUCAAAGAAACCUCUUUCAUGGCCGUUCUGUUUGGUUUUAAAACAGAAAGAAAAUGGCCUCAUGCAAGUGUGUUAUAGUGUUUGGUUUUUAUAUAUGCUGUGCAUAAUGUCUGGUUGAAGUGGUUUUAACAUCUGGGUGAACAUUAGACAGUUACGUUUGCUCCUAUAACAUAUUCUGUACUAUGACCAUAGUGGUGCAUUCCUGGUGGGAGCAUAUAUUGUUCUGGUGAAAUAUGGUUACUGCCUUUGAACUCAUCUGUUUGUUAAUAGUUUAUAAAUGAGGCAGAAUAUCCUAACAUGGCUUUCUACAUCCAGACAGACUGGCUUGUUUUGCACUCAAAAAACUCGCAACUAAAUUCUUGUGUGAGAUAUAACUUCACCGACAGCUGUUACUUGUUAUAUUUGUCCAGAAUCAGUUUUGACAUUUUGAUGUUCAAAAGUCCUUACUUAGCUGCUGCUAUUUAAAUGUCUUACAGAUGCAUACCAUGUCUAGAAAUGUCUACAUGAAAAUGUGUGCCUGUGGGAAGCAAGUGUGUAUGAGUGAAAGCACAUGCACAGUUAACAGUUAUGCUGUUUUUCUAUUUUUGUGUGUUUGAACAUAAUCUUAAAUGUUUGAGCUAGCGUGGCAUAAAUAUUUUCAUUUAUUUUGGUAUGUGUGAGUGUACCAGCAUUUCUUACUACAUAAUCUGUAAAUAUUCUUUAAUUUUAUUGGCAUAACCUUUAAUAUUUCUUCUACAAUUAUUAGAUUUCUGUAUCUAUUGUGUAUCCUUCAAAUACUAUAGGAAACAGCCAUUAGAGGUUCCUCGGCAUAUUUUCAUGAAGUGAUAAACAUUAUUUGAAGAUUAUGGGACAGAGGAAAUGUUGUGAUGGUAAUUUUACAUUCCAAGUGCUUAGUGGUAAACUCUGAGUUAAGGCAUGUAGUAGUGCUAGAAUUCAUUCAUGGUGAUUGGUAGUAGCUCUUCAUUCCAAACCUUUUCCUUCCAAGUACUGUGUAUAACUUUGAUGUUAAUCGAGAUGAAGCCUGAAGUCUUUUAGCAGUUUUCUUGAGUUAAAACUAUAUUUCAAAAGGGAGACUAGUCUAUUAGGCAGAUUUUUUUUUUUUUUUUGAAUAAAAUUUGCAGUUGAGGAGCAAUAUAUAAAUGUAAACAAAUCUUAGUGCAUUUUACUGUAAAAUAAAUUGAAUAAUAGCUAUGAAUAAUUUUAGGAGACAUAAAAUGCACUAAUGCUGUGAAAUGGCUCAUGGUACCCAGUAGAAUCUAUCAGCUUGCAAAUGCACAGAAGAUGGUUGAUAAGGUAGUGUGAAUAGUAAGUUCUGCUGCUUUAAAGGUGGUUUUAGUGAAUGGGAGGUGGACGCAGAAAGAAGAUUACCUGUGAAGACAAUCCCUGUAGAUGAUGACAGCAAUGCAACCUGCUUCUGGGUGAAGAAAAGACAUGUUCUGGUAGCCUGCCAGAAUGAGUUUUUUGCACUAGUCAUCAACGUUAUGGUUUCAGUGAUGAAUAAAAUGUCCGUCAUGCCCAAAGGUAUAGUCAGAACAUAGAUCAACAGCUAAGCAGCUUACAGGAUUCACCAACUGUAGCAAAGUCUCCUGGUGCAUGUUGAUCACCACACAGGAAUUGAAACAGGCCCAUUGCAAUGGAAGAGAAGCACGAGUGACACAAAUGAAACUAUAUCAUUGAACUGGAGUCUAACAUAUGAAGCACGACACAACAGGACCUUAUCAAUAAUUCUGUGUAUUCAAGAAGAUACACUUUAAAAUAGACGUAUUUUUUUGAGAAAACUCAAUUCUCGGUUGGAUUUUAAUUGCAUUUUGAAGAAAAUGACAACCCUAAAUCUUCCAUGUUUAUGUUCUAUUAUACUCAUGUGAUUGAAUGUUGUGCACUAUAAACAAGCGUGAAUAAAAAUGAUGCUUAAAAAUGUUGGUCACCUGGACAGAGAA